AAAGGUUGGGGUUUAAUUUCAUGUGAAAAUAUUAAUAAAGGUGAUUUUGUUAUGGAAUAUUGUGGUGAAGUAAUUAGUAAAACUACAUGUUUAAAUAGAAUGCAAGAAAAUGAAAAUGAAAAAUUUUUUUAUUUCCUUACAUUAAAUUCAAAAGAAUGUUUAGAUGCAAGUAGAAGAGGAAAUUUAGCAAGAUUUAUAAAUCAUAGUUGUGACCCAAAUUGUGAAACUCAAAAAUGGAUUGUAGGUGGUGAAGUUAAAAUUGGUAUUUUUUCAAUUAAACCAAUCGAAAAAGGAACAGAAUUAACAUUUGAUUAUAAUUAUGAAAGAUUUGGUGCAUCAAAACAGGAAUGUUAUUGUGGUUCAAAAAAUUGUCGUGGAUUUUUAGGUCAAAAAGCAAAAACUCCUAUCACCAACACUAGAAAACAAAAAACACCAAUUCGUUUCAAAACUUUAUAG
Dictyostelium purpureum is the source of this 456-nucleotide messenger RNA. RefSeq lists its product as uncharacterized. The transcript has a single exon. Lineage: Eukaryota; Evosea; Eumycetozoa; Dictyosteliales; Dictyosteliaceae. Gene Ontology annotation, cellular component: chromatin; nucleus. The annotation marks the transcript as partial. Gene Ontology annotation, molecular function: histone H3K36 methyltransferase activity; protein binding. Gene Ontology annotation, biological process: regulation of DNA-templated transcription. The record is from RefSeq and is a predicted model, not a curated record.